Molecule: messenger RNA, 4742 nt
Organism: Aspergillus costaricaensis CBS 115574
Lineage: Eukaryota; Fungi; Ascomycota; Eurotiomycetes; Eurotiales; Aspergillaceae
Product: RHS repeat protein
Exons: 2
Coding region: 1-4710 (1569 amino acids)
Source: RefSeq, a predicted model, not a curated record
AUGUCGAUCUACUCCCAGGGCUUCAAUUUCAACUCCUACAUUGAGAAGGGCGUCGAUCCUCGUACCGGCCAAUACAACUGCUCCAUUUCUCUUUAUGAAGUGCCGGCUGGGGUUCGUAACUGCCCGCCGCUUAAUCUAUUCCUUCACUAUAAUCCCUUGAACAGCGACGAUGUCGGCUUGGGCAAGGGUUGGUCCUUUGGCAACCUCUCCACCUACGACCAGAAUUCUAAGACCCUGAUGCUGUCCACUGGAGAAAACUACAAAGUCACUGAAACCACGAGCUCGGUCUUCGUGGCCGACCAGAAGCUCAAGGACUUCGCCUUCCAGAAAACGGGCACCAUGGGCUACCGCGUCAUCCUCAAGUCAGGCCAGGUGGAAGUGCUCUCGAACUUCAACCGGUCCACUGUCAGUUCCGAUUCGCAGAACCUGCUCGAGGUCGCCUACAAUACGUACACCACUAUUACCCGGGCCCCGGGAACCGCCGAGGCCGCGACUUUUACACUGGUGAAGCAGAAUAAUCAGCUGGCAGAGCUCCGUCUGCCACUGGAUGGUUCUCCUGCGUGGAAGUUCACGUAUGGGACGGGGGGGCUGACCAAUGUCACCAGUCCGACAGGCGCAACAGAAGAGAUCUCCUACAAGACACCAGGGUUCUCGCUGCCGAGUGGCGCGCCGGUCAGUUCUAUCCCGUAUGUCAUCUCUCAUACGGCGCGGCCCUUCCAUGACCAGCCCGCUAUCCAAACCACCUACAGCUACUCAGACCGUAACUUCCUCGGCUACGGCGGAGGUCGGAACUGGAACAACGACGGGGAUAACCUCUACCUGACCCCGGCGGAUUAUGAGUACACCUCGACAGCUCAGAUAGUGGGUGGCACCACCACCAAACAUACAUACAACAAAUUCCAUCUGGAGGUUAGCCGGGAACAGCAGAAGGGCACGAAGCAGGUCACACAGACCACCACCUACUACGCCCUCAGCAAUACCUCAUUUGAUAGCCAACCCGCCCAGUAUAAAUUGCCAAAGGCCCAGACCACCACCUACCGGAACACGUCUACGGGAAGUUCACGCGCCGAGACGAGCCAGUUCACGUUUGACGACUGGGGCAACCAGACCAGUGAAACCACUCCGAGUGGCCUUGCGACCACCCGUGAGUACUAUGCCGCUGCUGGCGACUCGGCGUCGGGCCAAGUCUUGUGUCCUGCCGAUCCACAUGGAUUCCAAAACUAUCUCAAGCUGGAGAUUGUGACGCCCGCAGCCAGCGCAUAUCAGACGCCUACGCGAGCUCAUGACUACACCUAUCUUCAGAUUCCCACGGUCGCCGACGCCUUGACUGACUAUCAUGUGGUAGCCCAAAGACGGGUGAUGACGGAGGAUAGCCAGACGCUUGCUACCACAGAUUAUACGUACAUCAACCAGCCGCAGUCCAGUGAUCAUGGCCGACGCCAGCAGCAAGUCUCGCGCCUACUCAACAAGAAUCCCACAACAUAUAAAUGGACCUACAGUACUAGCUCUUCGGAGUUGACCGAGACCACAACCAUGACCAGCUUCGAUAGCCAGACCACGCAGGAAGAAACCACCUCCUCCCUUAUCUCAGGGCUGACCCUCGCCACCAAGGACCGCGCCGGCACCAAGACCACCCAGCAGUAUGAUGCGAUUGGGCGAGUGAUUCAGACCAGCACCGCCACUGGAACUGCCUUCGAGGCCACGAAGAAGCAUGAAUAUGUGAUCCUGAGUAAAGCCGUUGGCUGGCAGGUCACGGUAACAGAUACCAAGGGGGUGCAGACGCGGUAUUUCACUGACGGCAUGGAUCGUGUGGUCCGUGUGGAGGCCCAAGACGACGAUGGCAGCUGGGACAAAUAUCAGACCUAUACCGGGACGUUCCGGGUAAUCCGAGAGCGCCAGUAUAACUCGAUCGAUCAAUGCAGUACAGAGGUAGACAUUGACUGGCUGCGUACCAGUGGUACGCCCAAGGAGCUGCGGACCACCCGCUCAUUCGAGUAUGAUGACUGGGGCCAGGUCUACAAGGUGACGAAGAACAGUGGAGCGGUCCAGCUUUCCGAGACUGAUCCUAUUUCCUUGACCUUAUCAGUGGGCAAUGAAGGCGAAGGCCAGACACGGAUUCAAUAUAAUGCCUUCCAAGCCCCGAUAGCCGAGUCGCUGGUCCAGAGCACUGGGGCAGUCGAGGGUACGAUUGAGUAUGCCUAUGAUGGUCUGGGGCGCCGCCGACGGUUGACCGAUGCCCUAGGCCGUGCCACGCAGUAUAGCUACGAUAGCUUUGACCGCGUGGUCCAGACCACCUGGGCUGAUGGCCAUGCCAUCACCACCCAGUAUGCGGCUCAGACUACGGCAGCCCUGCCGGUGGCCAUCAAUCUUCAAGGGACCACAGGAUUCAGUGAGCAAUCUUUUGAUGGCUUGGAGCGGUCACUAUACACGAUGGUCGGCGGGCGCAAGACCAGCAAUAUUUAUCAAGGUGGCGCCCCCGUCCCUGCCCAGGUCACCAACCCCAAGGGUGCACGAUCCGAACACAUGUAUGAGCCGGCCUUAGAUUAUGCGCUGACAAGACGGGUUACCAAUGAUAAAACUGAUGCUUACCAAUAUGAUAAACAAACUGGGAAUGUCCUGCAGCUGGACAGUUCGCUUGCCCCGGCCAACCUCAGCUACUAUCCAUCCAGUUUGUUGUCCCAGGAGACCAUUCAAACUGCCGAAGGGGCUCGUGCUGUGGAGUAUGUGUAUUCGCAAGCCGGCAAACUGCAAGAAUAUACCGACGUUACCGGAAAACAGCAUGUGAUCCAAUAUGAUGAGUAUGGCCGCCGGCAGGAGAUCAGUGUUGGGACGCUCAAGACCACGCUGAGCUAUGAUCGGUCAGACCGCGUUACCAUGACAGUGACCCAGGAUAGUCGCCAGAGCGUGGCCCUGACCGUCAAAAUCAGUUAUGACGAUUUCGGCCGAGAAAUCCGCCGAACAGUCUCAAACGGAGCUACACUCGUAUCCCAGACUACUCAGUCCUACGGGGCCACGGGGCUGAUCACUACACGCAGCCGAAGCGAUGGUAAUAACACCCAGAUGCGGCGGGAAACCUUUGGUUAUGACAGUUUAAGUCGAUUGGUAGACUACCAGUGCCAGGGCACACAGCCCCCCGUGGAUGAGCGCGGUCGAGCCAUUCGCCGCCAGCAGUUUACACUCAAUAGCUACGACGGCUUCACUCAGAUCCAGACAACGUUUGUGGAUGGCAGCAACAACCUGCAGGUUUAUACAUACAGUGCCCAAGACCCGACGCAGCUGGUUCGCAUCACUAAUUCACACUCCGACGAACCGGCGGUGAUUGACCUUGAGUACGAUGAGAACGGCUGUCUGACCCGGGAUGAGCAGGGUCGGACGCUUGUCUAUAAUGCAUCGCGUCUGCUGGCCGCGGUAUACGAUAGCCAGAACCAGCUCCUCUGCGAGUAUGGGUACGAUGCAACUGACCGACUUGUGCGCCAGUCAAUUCCCAACGAGCCGGACACCCAAUUUUUCUACCGGGGAGACAGCUUGAUCGCAAUCACCAAAGGGGAGCAGAAUCAGACUAGCUUCAUGUCGGACGGCGAAGUGUACUGGGGCGAGGUGCAGCAGCAAGGGAGCGGCAAUGUUCAUACUCAAAUCUGGGCGUCUGACGCCCACCACUCCGUUUCCACCUGGCUGGACCCGCAGGAUGCGGACCAGGUCCACGACCAGGCGUAUACGCCCUACGGCAUCAGCACUGGUGGGGGGGCAGCCAUUGGCUUCAACGGACAAUGGCGAGACCCCAUCACUGGGUGGUACCAUCUGGGGUCAGGCUACCGGGUAUACAGCCCGAGUCUAAAGACCUUCCUCCAGCCGGAUGCGUGGACCCCCUUCACCUCGGGGGAAAUCAACCCGUACGCCUACUGUUUAGCAGAUCCCAUCAACCGCGCCGACCCGAGCGGCCAUUUCAGUUGGCUGCGGACCCUUAUUCAAUUUGCCGCAGGCGUGGCAGUUGGUAUUGCGUUCACCGUACUCACUGGUGGGGCCGGAUUCGGCUUGGCCUUCACCGUGCUCGCGGGCGCCGUGCUUCAGGGUCUUACCAGUGCGGCCUCCGGAGCCGUGUAUGAUAGAAUUACGGGAACAAAACCCACGCUCAGCAGUAUUGGCAACGAUCUGUUCUCUGGGUUUGUCGGAGGUAUCGCUGGGGGUGUCGCGGGUGCGAGUGUGAACUUAGAGACAGGCGGUCUGUUGAAGAUCGCUCUUGCGGAGGCCGGCACGUCGGCCAUCAUUACUGGGCUUCAAGCGAAGACUAACGCCUCCAUCAAGAUGACCAUGAGGCGUUUUACCUCCGCCCCUGUUGCUACCUCGAGCUCGACAGCCGCAGGCAGCAAGGUGGAUACUUCUUCCAUAACCCCCGGCCGUAUUCCGGACUUGCCCCUAGAGAAGCUUCGACAACGAAAGAGUGCGGUCUCCUGGGAUGACUCUAGUGCCGUGAGCGCUCGCACCACAUCUCGCGAGACAGUCAAGGUCGAGAAUGUGAGCUCAAAUUCCCUCAUGGGGAGCGGCGGCGGCGGUGGCUUCGACGGCUCGCUGUUCACGCUUCACCUGAGCCCCGACCACAGAGUGUCUUUCACCAUCGAUGCGCAGGCGGCCCAUGUGCCCGCCUGGGACGUUACAGGUGCAUCGCUGAGUACAGCUGCGUACCAGUUGGCCGGUCUGAGUUCACUGGCUUAGUUGAAUUUAUGAUUUACUGGGUUUGUGUGGUG